CGGCCCCUGGACAUCCUGGCAGAGGUCGUCCCGCCCCCCGGCGCCCCAAGCGAAAUCAGGACGAUGCAGGCGCACGGCGUGCGGGGACUCCAGCUCUCGGCAGCCGCCCCCCAGGCCAUGAGCUUCCCCGCCUCCCGGAUUUUCUUCCGAUGUGAUCUCUUCCCUCAAGAAUUUUCCAUCGUUGUGACCUUGAAAGUCCCCGAUCUUCCACCCAAGAAGAACGAGUACCUGCUGACGCUGGUGGCGGAGGAGAGCGACGCGCUGCUGCUCGGCCUGCGCUACUCGCCCACGCAGCUGCACCUGCUGUUCCUCCGCGAGGACGCGGCGGGAGCCUGGCAGACACGCGUGUCCUUCCGCAGCGCGGCCCCCACGGACGGCCAGUGGCACACGCUGGUCCUCGCCGUGUCCGGAGCAUCCUUCUCGCUCAGCGCGGACUGCGGCAUCCCGCUGCACCUAACGGCUGACGUGCCCUUCCCUGCCACCCUGUCAGUGAGAGGAGCUCGGUUCUUUGUUGGCAGCCGAAGGAGAAGCAAAGGCCUGUUCACAGGCCUGGUGAGGCAGCUGGUCCUGCUGCCAGGCUCGGACGCCACCCCCAGGCUGUGUCCCAGCAGGAACGCCCAGCUGGCUGUGCUGUCCAUCCCACGGGUUCUGCAGGCCCUCCCGGGGAAGCCGGAAGACAACGAGGUGCUGCAGUAUCCCUAUGAAACCGACCUGAAAGUGACGCUGGGGUCCCGGCCGCCAUGUACCAAGGUGGAAGACGCCCAGUUCUGGUUUGACGCCAGCAGGAAGGGGCUGUAUUUGUGUGUCGGCAACGAGUGGGUCUCCGUGUUAGCAGCCAGAGAGAGACUGGACUACGUGCAGCAGCACCAGGACCUGCUCACCAGCUCGGAGACCCUGGGCAUCGAGGUGUUCCGCAUCCCAGGGGUGGGGCUCUUCGCCGCCACGGCCAAUCGGAAGGCCACGUCCGCCAUCUACAAGUGGACGGACGGCAAGUUCGCCUCGUUCCAGAGCCUCCGCACACACCAGGCACAGUCCUGGCGACACUUCACCAUCGGGAGAAAGGUCUUCCUGGCUGUGGCCAACUUCGAGCCAGACGAGAAGGGUCAGGAGUUCUCUGUCAUUUACAAGUGGAGCCCCAGAAAGCUGAAGUUCGCCCCGUACCAGAGGAUCGCCACCCACAGCGCCCGCGACUGGGAGGCCUUCGAGGUGCACGGGGAGCACUUCCUGGCGGUGGCCAACCACCGGGAAGGUGACAACCACAACAUCGACAGCGUCAUCUACAAGUGGAACCCGGCGACCCGCCUCUUCGAGGCCAACCAGACCAUCCCCACGUCCGGCGCCUACGACUGGGAGUUCUUCACCGUGGGGCCCUACUCCUUCCUGGCGGUGGCCAACACCUUCAACGGCACGUCCACCCGCGUGCACUCGCGCCUGUACGUCUGGCUGCUGGGCGCCUUCCAGCUCUUCCAGUCGUUCCCGACGUUCGGCGCCGCGGACUGGGAGGUCUUCCACAUCGGGGAGAGGAUCUUCCUGGCCGUUGCCAACAGCCACAGCUACGACGCGGCGGUGCAGGCGCAGAACGGCUCCUACGUCCUCAACUCGGUCAUCUACGAGCUGAACCUGACCGCACAGGCCUUCGUCAAGUUCCAGGACAUCCCCACCUGCAGCGCGCUGGACUGGGAGUUUUUCUCGGUGGGAGAAGACUACUUCCUGGUGGUGGCGAACUCCUUCGACGGAAACACCUUCUUGGUGAACAGUAUUAUUUACAGGUGGCAGGGCUACGAGGGCUUCGUGGCGGUGCACAGCCUCCCCACCUUCGGCUGCAGGGACUGGGAGGCCUUCAACACCUCGGCCGGCUCCUACCUCAUCUACUCCAGCGCCAAGGAGCCCCUGUCCAGGGUCCUGCGGCUGAGGACGCGCUGAGGGAGCGCGGGCUGCUGGGAACAGGGCGACAAGGCCGGGGAGGACCCCAAUACUCCCAACCCAGGUGGCCUUGGACCCCCGGGCGCGCUGAGCCUGGGGCAGCCGGUGGGCAGCAGGCGGGGUCCAGGCAGGGCCGUCCGUGGCCCUUGGGCUGGUGGGACGCCCGUCCACCUCCGCGCCCUCUCCAAGUCGGGUUCGCCCGCCCUGGGCAGGUGGCUGUGCCAGAGCCUCGGGCCCGGUGACUGCCCGGCUGCCGCGUUCGGUGGCUCUGCGUCCUUCCGGCUGCAGACAGAGCCCGCCAGCCUGGCCAGCGCGGCGUCAGCAGGGAUCUCACCCGAAGGGAAGAGUUUCCAUAAAGUUUUACCUCAAAACAACGGAGCUCGGGCACACGUCCCCGUGGCGUCAGCCUUGGCCCAGCCGCUCGUGUCGUGGCGCCCAGGUGUGCGAGCAGGUGCACCGCUGGGAGACGCACCCACUGCCGCCUAUUUAUUGUGUCGUGUCUACACGGAAAUAUAUUUAUACGCUCUUUACAGA
Messenger RNA from Propithecus coquereli (Coquerel's sifaka), 2457 nucleotides. RefSeq names its product thrombospondin-type laminin G domain and EAR repeats (gene TSPEAR). The record is from RefSeq and is a predicted model, not a curated record. Gene Ontology annotation, biological process: signal transduction. The coding region runs from base 64 to 1923 and encodes 619 amino acids. NCBI's taxonomy places the organism in Eukaryota, Metazoa, Chordata, Mammalia, Primates, Indriidae. The transcript has 11 exons.